Molecule: messenger RNA, 19022 nt
Organism: Coregonus sp. 'balchen'
Lineage: Eukaryota; Metazoa; Chordata; Actinopteri; Salmoniformes; Salmonidae
Source: the annotation of a GenBank genome assembly
AUGUGGGCCAUGACUGCCGGACGGAAUGGUCCACUCAAGUGGGUGAGCGGUGUGGAUGGGGUGACCGUGGUGGGGAGUGCAGGAAGCUUCCACCGGGACACAGCUAAGGAUUCCGUCCCAGAGGAGUGGGGCCACCCAAAACCUUCUGCUCCAGGUCUACCAGGGGAAGAGGCAGGGGAAGCAGAAGAAUGGCACCAUGUGAUUUGAGAUGGCUACCCACUGGGCACAGACAUAAAUUCACCGUCUAUUCCAUGUUGGUUCAACCUCAUUUCAUUGAAACGACAUUUGACGGUUGAUUCAACCUGUGCCCAGUGGGUAGUGACUUUAAAAUAUUGAACGUGAGGACACACUGGAAAAGUGGGGGAGAUUGUCACAGGUGUGAUUAGUUGCCUCAUUAACACAACAAGCGCUCCCAUUGGCUAAUUGAUGUAUCAAGUGAUUUUAGAUGUGUGUAUUUAUUUAAAACCCCCAUGACACCUGAGGUGCAUUCAGUUCGCUUGAACGUUUUGUACUGAAUGACACGUUCACCCAAAACGUUCUUGUACGUUCUUGAACAGACUUGAGGUACAUUUUCUCCCGUUUGGUGGGUGUGGUGAGGUGUGGCUUGAAGCAAUAAGUGACGUAUUUAAAGGGCAAUGGCCAUGCUGACAGCAUUCCACAACCCACAACCCAACCCCUCCCCGUUUUUCAACUGGUCGUUCAGUACAGCAGCGUUUCCGUUCAAUUGAACGUUCCAGAAUGUAAAAACGUACUGAACGCAGCCCUGCCUGCUGGGCUGUCCCUUUUCGUUUUCUGUAUGGUUUAUAUGUUUCUGAUUUUAAUUAGCUUUAAAGUAAAAGAGGAAUGGAAAUAAUAGAGGAAUUGAUAAAAGUGAAAGCAAAGUACGGAGAAUGAUAUGGAUAUGGAUUGAUUUCUGGAACUUGAUUGCCACAUCUUAUUGAGAAAAUCAUGCCUUAAAAAUAAAUAUAUUAGGCCUCCGGAGUGGCGCAGCGGUCUAAGGCACUGCAGUGCUUGAGCCGUCACUGGGCUGUGUUGCAGCCGGCCGCGACCGGGAGACCCGUGAGGCGCCACACAUUUGGCCCAGCGCCGGGAUGUCCUUGUCCCAUCGCGCUCUAGCGACUCCUUGUGGCGGCCGGGCGCAUGCACGCUGACACGGUCGUCAGCUGUACGGUGUUUCCUGAAACACAUUGGUGCGGCUGGCUUCCAGUUUAAGCGAGCAGUGUUUCAGAGGACGCAUGGCACUCGACCUUUGCCUCUUCCGAGUCCGUAUGGGAGAUGCAGCGAUGGGACAAGACUGUAACUACUAAUGUCAAAGGAGUUAAAUAAAUAAAUGUGUUAAACUGUGCUUUUGUGUUCGGUCUCUACUUCACUCCGCCUGCUCAACCCAGAACCAAACUGUCCAUUUUUCACCCUUUGACAUUAGUGCUUCCCUGGUUUAUUCAGAGUGUAGAAUGAAACUCAUUCUAAUUUUAUCGCCCUCCAAUGUGUUUUAUCUAUCCAGGGUGAUUGUAGUUAUGUCACAGAGGUGAAAUUAUCCAUCAGUCUUUAUCUCUUCUUCUCCUCUUCCUCUACUGCUACUGCCAUCAAACAGACUGACACUCACACAGAGUUGGUGACAACAACACUCUGUCUGUUACCAUGGAGACAUUGGUCUCACUUCAUUUGGAUAGUUCUGACCUCGAUACAGUAGAUGGUCUGUACCUUGCUCGGACUAUCAACAGACUUUCAGUUUCAGUUGGAAUUUUUUCAACUUUAACUGACAUUUAAUAAAUUAAACUGACCGUUUUGAUUGAUUAGGUGAACAUCUAUACUGUUUAGAUCACUCUUAACUCCGUCAAGUUCCCCAAGGUUGCACAUUUUUGUUCUAUUCCCGGACAAGAGCACCUGACUCAAUCACUCAGCUGGGUCAUUCCACUAAUAAAGUGCCUUUUGACUAGUGUAAUUUGGUAAAAAAUAACUACAGUGGGGGAAAAAAGUAUUUAGUAGCCACCAAUUGUGCAAGUUCUCCCACUUAAAAAGAUGAGAGAGGCCUGUAAUUUUCAUCAUAGGUACACGUCAACUAUGACAGACAAAUUGAGAAGAAAACAAUCCAGAAAAUCACAUUGUAGGAUUUUUUAUGAAUUUAUUUGCAAAUUAUGGUGGAAAAUAAGUAUUUGGUCACCUACAAACAAGCAAGAUUUCUGGCUCUCACAGACCUGUAACUUCUUCUUUAAGAGGCUCCUCUGUCCUCCACUCGUUACCUGUAUUAAUGGCACCUGUUUGAACUUAUUAUCAGUAUAAAAGACACCUGUCCACAACCUCAAACAGUCACACUCCAAACUCCACUAUGGCCAAGACCAAAGAGCUGUCAAAGGACACCAGAAACAAAAUUAAAAAGGUAAGCAGCUUGGUUUGAAGAAAUCAACUGUGGGAGCAAUUAUUAGGAAAUGGAAGACAUACAAGACCACUGAUAAACUCCCUCGAUCUGGGGCUCCACGCAAGAUCUCACCACGUGGGGUCAAAAUGAUCACAAGAACGGUGAGCAAAAAUCCCAGAACCACACGGGGGGACCUAGUGAAUGAUCUGCAGAGAGCUGGGACCAAAAUAACAAAGCCUACCAUCAGUAACACUCUACGCCGCCAGGGACUCAAAUCCUGCAGUGAAAGAUGUGUCAACCUGCUUAAGCCAGUACAUGUCCAGGCCCAUCUGAAGUUUGCUAGAGUGCAUUUGGAUGAUCCAGAAGAGGAUUGGGAGAAUGUCAUAUGGUCAGAUGAAACCAAAAUAGAACUUUUUGGUAAAAACUAAACUCGUCGUGUUUGGAGGACAAAGAAUGCUGAGUUGCAUCCAAAGAACACCAUACCUACUGUGAAGCAUGGGGGUGGAAACAUCAUGCUUUGGGGCUGUUUUUCUGCAAAGGGACCAGGACGACUGAUCCGUGUAAAGGAAAGAAUGAAUGGGGCCAUGUAUCGUGAGAUUUUGAGUGAAAACCUCCUUCCAUCAGCAAGGGCAUUGAAGAUGAAACGUGGCUGGGUCUUUCAGCAUGACAAUGAUCCCAAACACAUCGCCCGGGCAACGAAGGAGUGGCUUCGUAAGAAGCAUUUCAAGGUCCUGGAGUGGCCUAGCCAGUCUCCAGAUCUCAACCCCAUAGAAAAUCUUUGGAGGGAGUUGAAAGUCUGUGUUGCCCAGCGACAGCCCCAAAACAUCACUGUUCUAGAGGAGAUCUGCAUGGAGGAAUGGGUCAAAAUACCAGCAACAGUGUGUGAAAACCUUGUGAAGACUUACAGAAAACGUUUGACCUGUGUCAUUGCCAACAAAGGGUAUAUAACAAAGUAUUGAGAAACUUUUGUUAUUGACCAAAUACGUAUCUCAUACUUAUCUCAUUUUGUCUGUCAUAGUUGACGUGUACCUAUGAUGAAAAUUACAGGCCUCUCUCAUCUUUUUAAGUGGGAGAACUUGCACAAUUGGUGGCUGACUAAAUACUUUUUUCCCCCACUGUAUAUCUGGUCUGUCCUUCAUUUUGAACUAACUUGUAAAUUGAUGCACCCUCUAUUGACCUUUGUGCAACCUUCUCUGCCAUAUCAGGGUUUCCAAAUAAAGAUCUCCAAAAUAAUCUGCAGAAGCAUUCAUGUACAAUAAAGCUAUAUUUAUUAUAUGUGAUAAAUCAGGGGGAAAAAGAGUGUGGGAGUGCCAGGGAGUGAGAAACUGGGGUUAACGCUCUCUCACAUGGCGUAUACUGAUACCUAAAUCCAUAUUGAUGUUUUAAAGACUUAGCUUUCCCUCUUCUGUUCAAUAUAAACCCUUUAUUUCCAUAUGAAAACCCCUGGAGAGGGGAAAGCUGGCACUAUACAGGUGUGUUCCUGGCCACAGUAAGAUUUUAGUAGCUCAGAAGAGAGCAUGUUACCAGCUGCCUUUUUCCACCUGGAAUGUCUUUUGAAAUUGAAGUGGCAGCAUUUAUGUCCUCCAGUGCCCAGUUUACGAUGGAAAUGGAAAUACUAGAGCUAGUAGUAAAUGUUUUCAUUUGCAUGCGUGCAUAUAUGGACCUGUGUGUCAAUAUUGUUGCUUGUAUGACUUAAUUUGCCCUUUUGUUCAACAAAAAAAAAAGAUACAAUCUUACUGUGGCCAGAUAGACUACACCUUGAGGUGGUGCCUGGUGGGUGCUACCAAGGGCCAGGGUUGUAUGUGACAGCAUUAAAGGCCUGGUACAAUGGUUUGGGGCUCAUUGAUGGUUCCCAGGACUUGGGUGUAGGACUGUUGUGGUGAGGAUGGGAAGGUUUAGAGCGUUACACACAACCAGAGGAUAAACUACUGUUUUUAAACUUGGAAAACAACUAUAGGAACUACCUUCACACCUGAUUCUUCAGAUCUUUGGGUGUCUGUUUUAUUGGAUUAAUUUGACAGGCCUCGUUGAGUUGUUGGCCAAUAUACCUGAAGUGUUGUUCCCUGGGGCGUGUUUGUCUAUGUGUUCCUUUCAUUUCUAUUUUAAAAAAUUCUGCCAAGAGGAUAAAACUCUUCCAACUCUCCCCAAAGUCCAUCUAUUAGUUAUGAUGCCUUGAGCAUGUGUGUUUGUAAGCGUGCUCUGGUUUUUAAAUCUGCAUGAAUAUUGACAUUCCCAGACUAGGUCCUUCUUCUGUUUUACUCUCUGAGGCAUGUUGUAAAAGUCAAUCACUGAUUUACAAUUCAUGUUUCAUCCAGUAUUGGCAGCUCAUAUAUACUGAUGCAGUCAAUGGAAAUGUUAACAUUUCAACCUAAUGUUAAAAUAUGAGUAUGAGUUGGAAGCCAACUACGCCAAUAUGUUUAGUUGCUGAUUAAGAAUAAUGUCAGUCUUACUCAGUGAGUCAAGUAGACUGCUGUACCACCAGUAGCUCGCUGGUCCGUAGUCACCCACGUUGGAGAAGCUAAGUGUUGUAUGUGAAGAUGACAAUGAUGCUGAUCUGUUAUUUUAGCCUCUUCUGACCCACAUUAAAAUAAAUAUCCAGAAUAUUUUAGGUAUUCAGCGGUGGCCAUAGAAAUAUAGACGGACCUACAGGUCACAGGUGACUAUGGAAGCUGAGAGGAAGGUGAAAUGUUCAGAGGGAGAGUUGAAAGGGUCAGGUCAGACGGUAACAGCUCUGUGCCCCUCUGGCAAUAUAAUCGCUAUAUGAGUUUCACCACUCCAGUCAUUUGUACUGUAUCACGCUGAUGAAGCCAAAAGGUCUCCAAUAGUCUCUGGCAAUAGACAGUAUAUUCUCUCACACAGACACACAUGCAGUCUCCUCUCUCUCUCUCUCUCUCUCUCUCUCUCUCUCUCUCUCUCUCUCUCUCUCUCUCUCUCUCUCUCUCUCUCUCUCUCUCUCUCUCUCUCUCUCUCUCUCUCUCUCUCUCUCUCUCUCUCUCUCUCUCUCUCUCUCUCUCUCUCUCCAUCCAACCAUCCCCUUACUGUAUGUAUGACACCACUAAGAUUAAAGUCUUCUAAGUCUGGACAGAGACAAUCCUGGCGGUGCUCCUUGGAAUGGAAUCCGGUCCAUUCUAAAUCAUACAGUCUAAAGAAGCAUAAGGAUUCUAAAGAAGCAUGACGGGGGUUAGAAUAUCAGUCUUUCAGGAUGUAUGAGUCAGGACUCAGGAUGGCACAGCUGGUGCCUGGUAAGGUUUCUGGGGAGGGUAGAGGGGGCAGGCGCUAGGAGUGACAUGUAUCUGUAUUCAGCUGUAGGGAGCAGAAAACUGUCAGUCAGUGGACUCGGCUGGACAGAGCUGGGCAGGAGGAUAGACAUGAAGCAGCAGAAGAGAGUACUGUGAAGUGAACAUAUAUAGAUAGACAAGACUGUGAAAGAGAGGUUUGACCAGCUGUCAAGGUGUCAAGAGAAAAUAUAUUGUUGCUGGAGAUCUGACCUGGGAGCUGAGGAGACAUGGGAGUGUCCAAUGAACGAGGGUAAUUUGAGUCCUUCUUGGAGUUGUGGUGUACAGUAUGUUUUAUGGUUGGAGUAAAUGAAUGACUGUCACUCUUCAGCAUCUCUGAAUCUUUCUAUGGAUGCUUUGAGAGUGUAUUACGCAUGAGACAGAAGAAACAUGGUGAUGACGGUGCAGUUUAUAAUGUCCAAGAAAAUGCCAAAGAUGUUUUAAUCAGGAUACACUUUGAAAGCUGAGAAAUAUACACAGGAUAUGCAUAUUUGAUCCUUGGAGGCACCUCAUAAGUAUUUGUACAGUCUGUAAAUACCAGUUAAUUCAAAAAUCAUAAAUGUGAAUUAUUACUAACCAUUACAUGACCUUUCAUUCUGAUUCUGUGUGUGUGUGUGUGUGUGUGUGUGUGUGUGUGUGUGUGUGUGUGUGUGUGUGUGUGUGUGUGUGUGUGUGUGUGCACGCGUGCGUGCGUGUGUCAGGGAGGCCCUUGACAAGGGGCGGUCAGUGGUCGCCAUGGUAUCCCGAGCCCCAUGUCCCUGCGUAGACAACACUCCAAACUCCCCCCUACAGACGUGUUCAACGACAUCAUGUACAUGGGUCAGUAACUCCCCCUUAAAGAUGUGCUCAUCUUUGUUCAACCUACGUGGUCAGUUACUCUGCCAUACAGUGCAGUAAGUUUUAGGUACCAUACCGAACGUUAUGUAUAAUGCCGUCGCGUAUCUCUAAAGGAGAAGGUGAAUGCCAAGCAAUAUUUACAGGUAUGUUUGUGUCAAUGUAUGACCUGACAAUUUGAGUGUGCAAUUUGAGUGUUUCACAGAUAGGUUCAUAUGAGUGCAAGCCAAAGCUUAUUAGAUUCAGUUUGACACUUAGGAUGGGAUUUAGUCCAAGGUGGUGAAGCAGAAUAUUGCUUUUGACUUUAAAAGGUUUAAAAGCGUGAGCCAACAUACGCAGCAUUUACUAACCUCAGUGAAUGUUGGGGAAAUUGCCUUCAAAUUGGCAGAUUGUUGGCUGUCCAUUGCUCUAUAGCACAUUUUAGAUUAAAUCAAUGGUUGAUAUGUUCGCUGGCUGGAAUAUAUUGAAUUCAGUAAAUAUAAAGAUUAAGCGAGAACACACUUCUAUUUUAUCUUGUGCUCCAUAUAUCUCUAAACUGAACUUCAGUCUGCAAUAAAAAUUAAAAAAUUGGGGGGUGCGGGGGUAAACACUGCAGCUUUAUCUACAGUUUUUUGCUUGGUGCAGGCACUCAUGACCUCACUUGACAUGGAGGAACAACACACUGUGUACCUCAGCCCUACAGUCACACGUCUCUCCUGAGGGAGAGGAGGGUGACAUGUCCAUACAUUCUCCCUAACCUCAGACAAUAAGGACUGGUAUUUUGGGGUGUGACUGUAGGGCUGAGGUACACAGUUUCCGCUUAUGGGUGUGAAUGAUAAGCUAAAAUAAACUUGGUGUUUUUGAGAAUGCAAAGUGCUUUAGAUGUCCUGGGUAAAAUGGUUAUUGGUAGUAGUAAGUGAGUGAGACCUCCCACUGGGCACAGACAUCAGUUCAACGUCUAGUUUUGAUUUACAUUUGGUUGAGUUGUCAACUAACGUGAAUUCAAUGUGAAAUCAACAAAACAUUUCACCAUGUCAUUGGAUUUAGGUUAAAAGUUUGUGAAAAAAAGACAAAAUUCCAGUUUUCCACGUUGAUUUAACGUCAUCACAUUUUUGGGGUUGAAAUGACGUGGAAACAAUGUUGAUUCAACCAGUUUUUGCAUAGUGGGUUGUGAGUAGUCCUCUUAAUUGUGGGAUUGAAUAUAGACCAAAUUAUAUUGUAUACAGUACUGCUAAUAAUACAUCUCAAAGAAACAGAGGAGCAAUCAUUAAAAAAGUCAUUACUAUUCUAAUUAUGAGUCUAAAUACUACCAGAUAAAUACAGGCCUGUCAAUAAAGUAACCUACACCUUCACAUCAAUGGCUGUUUCUACCUACAGUUGGCGGCUGGAACCAGGAGGACCCGUCCUGCCCGGUGGAACGGUUCUGCCCCCUGGAGAAUGAGUGGAAGAACAUGGCCUCCAUGAUCAAUCACCGUGGUAACGUGGCUGUGUGCAGCCUGGGCGGGAAUAUCUACACGGUGGGCGGGUCUGAUGGUGUCACCUGCAAAAGGAGUGUGGAGAGGUAAGGGCGUUUCAAGAUGGCUGCCCAUAGAACUGUUGGUAAAGCUUUAGUUUUAAUUCCUAUUUCAGAGGGUCACAGUUAUAGUGCUGUAUGAGAAAUAUCCAUCCCACGCUGUGUGUCAGAGUGAGUGUGUGAACGGGGCGUUGUGGUGGUGAGUGUCGGGUCUGUCGGGGGUCUGGUCAGAGGCUUAGGGCUGACAGGCAUUCACUGCUGGGGGUCUAGGGAGAGGAGGCUGGGGGUCUAGGCAGGGGGGACUGGGUUUGGGGGGGUGGUGGUCCAAGCAGGCAGAGAGCAUUCCCCAGGAUUGAGGUGUGAUGGUGAUGGAUAUGAUGGAUCCAUGAUGGAUGUGGGGACAGGCUGACAGGCCUCUUAAUCAGCACCCUGAGGCCCAGCGCUGUCAGUGCUGAGUGCUGAUACUGGGGAGGGAGGGAGACCUCUGCAUGGUGGGGGGUGAGGGGUGGGGAGGGAGGACUCUGCAUGGUGGGGCAUGGGGGGUCAGGGGUGGGGAGGGGUGGGGAGGGAGGACUAUGUAUGGUGGGACAUGGGGGUGAGGGGUGGGGAGGGAGGGAGGGAGGGAGGACUCUGUAUGGUGGGGCAUGGGGGGGUGAUGGGUGGGGAGGGAGGGAGGACUCUGCAUGGUUGGGCAUGGGGGGGUGAGGGUGGGGAGGGAGGACGCUGCAUGGUUGGGCAUUGGGGGUGAGGGGUUGGGAGGGAGGGAGGACUCUUUAUGGUUGGGCAUGGGGGGUGAGGGGUGUGGAUAGCAUUACGUUGCCUAGAAACAUCCAGCACUUCUCAACUUCUGCAGUAUCGCACGCACUCAUCACAUUUUUGGUCUUAGACCCGGCAGACUUCUCAGUGUCUCAAACCCUAGGCUACAGUAUAUCUCUACAAGUAUCUGGCCGAAAUCUGUCUUGCCUAAUACUUAGUUAAACCACAUACUGUGUACUAAUUGUACAACAUACUAUUUAGAACGUUCUGUUUAGUAAAAAAUGUAUGCAACAAAUAUCAACAUACUGUACAUACUACACACUAAAAACAAAUGGUUCUAUAUAGUGCCAAAUAAAGAUUAUUUGGCUUGUAACCAUAGAAUAAAACUUUUUGGUUCUACAUGGAACCUUUUUUUGAAGGUUCUAUAAAGAACCAUGCUCAUAAUGUUCUAAAUGGAACCUGUAUGGUUCUAUAAAGAACCUUUCUCAAUCUCUUUGUAGAAUCAAAGUUGUUUUUAUUCUGGUUUAAUAGCCAUAUUAUAUAGUUAAUAUUCCAUAGGUUUUCUUGUUGUGUUUACUAACAAGUUGAAUCAGGUGUGCUAGCUCUGGAAUGGCUGGGGGUCCCUGAGGAAAGAACUGAGAACUACUGACUUAAUAAACCGUUCUCAAUUGACACAAGACCACACGUGAGUAUUUCACAAGAACCGUCACUGGCCAUAGUCAUAUAUAUAUAUAUAUAUGACAUGUAAUAGCAUAAAACAACAGAUUAGAUUCAUUGGAAUGACACUCUCACUCAGGGUUGUACAAAAAGAGCUGUGCACCUACUACUCAACGAGUCACCGCCCCUAUAUUUUAAUUAUCACUAAAAGAGGAAAGAACCCCUUUGUGAACUGCAAAGAACCAUUGAAGGGCUCACAUGUUUUUUGGGGUCAGUAUAGUUUCACAUAGAACCAUCACCCUUCCCCAAAUAACUUUUUUUUAGUGUGUAUGUUCACCCAUUCUGAGAAUGCCUCAUCUGAUGGGCAAUUGCGUCAUUUCCCGUCAUUCGUUAAUGUGGCUACAGCGUGUACCCUUAUCUCAUUAUCAGCUGUUGUCAAACACACGUCGGUCUGAAAAGACAAUUCUCUUCCUCAAUAGCAUGCAGCAAAUUGUACUCUUGGGGAGGAGUGCAUGACUGCACAUUUCAGUAUAAAUGAAAGAGAAUUAGGAUACUAGUCUGCUGAAUAGUACUUCCACUCUCUGCUCCUCCAACCCCUAGAGAUUACAGACAACCCUUUACUGCUUGCGUUCCCUCAGAGCAAAACCUUUCAUUGUCGGUGUCUGUCUGAUGGGAGAGCAGACAGCACCAGACAGCAGCAGAGAGCCAGACGUGCCCUGGGCUCUCAGGUAUCUCAUCAUUUGAUUAGGUCCCACACUGAGUGUCCUAUUUGGGACCUGCAGGAGGGAGAACACGUCUCUCUGGGGGCAGUCUGUGAUACUUCCACUCUAUUAACUGAUGUCAUGCUCAAUCUAUGAUUUGCUAUGUCACAUUUUUUCACCAAUCGAGGAAUUACUCUUGUUGGCACUUCUGCAGUAGAGCAUUUAAGUCAUUUAUGUGACCACUGAUCUUCAUUGAUUGGUUUGAUUUGCCUGUCCUCAUACCAUGCCUAAGAUAGUGUCUUGGGGAUUUAUCCUUACUCUCCCUAUGAAAAAGCACACAGCUCAAGCCAGAUUUCUGUAUUUUCGUAUUAGAUUGACAUAGAUAGUGAUUGGUAAUACAUUGAUAAAAAGAUGGUGAUAGGUAUUACAUUGAUAUACAGUGGGGGGAAAAAAGUAUUUAGUCAGCCACCAAUUGUGCAAGUUCUCCCAUUUAAAAAGAUGAGAGAGGCCUGUAAUGUUCAUCAUAGGUACAUGUCAACUAUGACAGACAAAUUGAGAAAAAAAAUUCCAGAAAAUCACAUUGUAGGAUUUUUAAUGAAUUUAUUUGCAAAUUAUGGUGGAAAAUAAGUAUUUGGUCAUCUACAAACAAGCAAGAUUUCUGGCUCUCACAGACCUGUAACUUCUUCUUUAAGAGGCUCCUCUGUCCUCCACUCGUUACCUGUAUUAAUGGCACCUGUUUGAACUUGUUAUCAGUAUAAAAGACACCUGUCCACAACCUCAAACAGUCACACUCCAAACUCCACUAUGGCCAAGACCAAAGAGCUGUCAAAGGACACCAGAAACAAAAUUGUAGACCUGCACCAGGCUGGGAAGACUGAAUCUGCAAUAGGUAAGCAGCUUGGUUUGAAGAAAUCAACUGUGGGAGCAAUUAUUAGGAAAUGGAAGACAUACAAGAUCUCACCCCGUGGGGUCAAAAUGAUCACAAGAACGGUGAGCAAAAAUCCCAGAACCACACGGGGGGACCUAGUGAAUGACCUGCAGAGAGCUGGGACCAAAGUAACAAAGCCUACCAUCAGUAACACACUACGCCGCCAGGGACUCAAAUCCUGCAGUGCCAGACGUGUCCCCCUGCUUAAGCCAGUACAUGUCCAGGCCCGUCUGAAGUUUGCUAGAGUGCAUUUGGAUGAUCCAGAAGAGGAUUGGGAGAAUGUCAUAUGGUCAGAUGAAACCAAAAUAUAACUUUUUGGUAAAAACUCAACUCGUCGUGUUUGGAGGACAAAGAAUGCAGAGUUGCAUCCAAAGAACACCAUACCUACUGUGAAGCAUGGGGGUGGAAACAUCAUCCUUUGGGGCUGUUUUUCUGCAAAGGGACCAGGACGACUGAGGAAAGAAUGAAUGGUGCCGUGUAAAGGAAAGAAUGAAUGGUGCCAUGUAUCGUGAGAUUUUGAGUGAAAACCUCCUUCCAUCAGCAAGGGCAUUGAAGAUGAAACGUGGCUGGGUCUUUCAGCAUGACAAUGAUCCCAAACACACCGCCCGGGCAACGAAGGAGUGGCUUCGUAAGAAGCAUUUCAAGGUCCUGGAGUGGCCUAGCCAGUCUCCAGAUCUCAACCCCAUAGAAAAUCUUUGGAGGGAGUUGAAAGUCCGUGUUGCCCAGCGACAGCCCCAAAACAUCACUGUUCUAUAGGAGAUCUGCAUGGAGGAAUGGGCCAAAAUACCAGCAACAGUGUGUGAAAACCUUGUGAAGACUUACAGAAAACAUUUGACCUGUGUCAUUGCCAACAAAGGGUAUAUAACAAAGUAUUGAGAAACUUUUGUUAUUGACCAAAUACUUAUUUUCCACCAUAAUUCGCAAAUAAAUUCAUAAAAAAUCCUACAAUGUGAUUUUCUGGAGAAAAAAAAUCUAAUUUUGUCUGUCAUAGUUGACGUGUACCUAUGAAGAAAAUUACAGGCCUCUCUCAUCUUUUUAAGUGGGAGAACUUGCACAAUUGGUGGCUGACUAAAUACUUUUUUCCCCCACUGUACACUACUGACAAAAGUUUUAGAACACCUAAUCAUUCAAGGGUUUUUCUUUAUUUUUACUAUUUUCUACACUGUAGAAUAAUAGUGAAGACAUCAAAACUAUGAAAUAACACAUAUGGAAUCAUGUAGUAACCACAAAAAUUUUAAACUAAUCAAAAUAUAUAUUAUAUUUGAGAUUCUUCAAAUAGCCACCCUUUGCCUUGAUGACAGCUUUGCACACUCUUGGCAUUCUCUCAACCAGCUUGAUGAGGUAGUCACCUGGAAUGCAUUUCAAUUAACAGGUGUGCCUUCUUAAAAGUUAAUUUGUGGAAUUUAUUUCCUUCUUAAUACGUUUGAGCCAAUCAGUUGUGUUGUGACAAGGUAAAGGGGGUAUAGAGAAGAUAGCCCUAUUUGGUAAAAGACCAAGUCCAUAUUAUGGCAAGAACAGCUCAAAGAAGCAAAGAGCAAUGACAGUCCAUCAUUUCUUUAAGACAUGAAGGUCAGUCAAUACGGAAAAUGUCAAGAACUUUGAAAGUUUCUUCAAGUGCAGUCGCAAAAAUCAUCAAGCGGUAUGAUGAAACUGGCUCUCAAGAGGACCGCCAUAGGAAUGGAAGACCCAGAGUUACCUCUGCUGCAGAGGAUAAGUUCAUUAGAGUUACCAGCCUCAGAAAUUCACAGAGUUCAAGUCACAGACACAUCUCAACAUCAACUGUUCAGAUGAGACUGCAUGAAUCAGGCCUUCAUGUUUGAAUUGCUGCAAAGAAACCACUACUAAAGGACACCAAUAAGAAGAAGAGCCUUGCUUGGGCCAAGAAACACGAGCAAUGGACAUUAGACAGGAGGAAAUGUGUCCUUUGGUCUGGAGUCCAAAUUGGAGAUUGUUGGUUCCAACCGUUGUGUCUUUGUGAGACGCCAUGUGGGUGAACGGAUGAUCUCCGCAUGUGUAUUUCCCACCGUAAAGCAUGGAGGAGGUGUUAUGGUGUGGGGGUGCUUUGCUGGUGACACUGUCUGUGAUUUAUUUAGAAUUCAAGGCACACUUAAACAGCAUGGCUACCACAGCAUUCUGCAGCGAUAUGCCAUCCCAUCUGGUUUGGGCUUAGUGGGACUAUAAUUUGUUUUUCAACAGGACAAUGACCCAACACACCUCCAGGCUGUGUAAGGGCUAUUUUACCAAGAAGGAGAUUGAUGGAGUGCUGCAUCAGAUGACGUGGCCUCCACAAUCCCCCAACCUCAGCCAAAUUGAGAUGGUUUGGGAUGAGUCGAACCGCAGAGUGAAGGAAAAGCAGCCAACAAGUGCUCAGCAUAUGUGGGAACUCCUUCAAGACUGUUGGAAAAGCAUUCCAGGUGAAGCUGGUUGAGCGAAUGCCAAGAGUGUGCAAAGCUGUCAUUUAGGCAAACGGUGGCUAUUUGAAGAAUCUCAAAUAUAAAAUAUAUUUUUUGGUUUUUUACAUGAUUCCAUAUGUGUUAUUUCAUAGUUUUGAUGUCUUCACUAUUAUUCUACAAAGUAGGUGUUCUAAAACUUUUGACCGGUAGUGUAGAUGGUCAUAGGUAAUCACUGAUAUACACUACCAUUCAAAAGUUUGGGGUCACUUAGAAAUGUCCUUGUUUUUGAAAGAAAAUCAUUUUUUAUGUCCAUUAAAAUAACAUCACAUUGGUCAGAAAUACAGUGUAGACAUUGUUAAUGUUGUAAAUGGCUAUUGUAGCUGGAAAUGGCUGAUUUUUAAUGGUAUAUCUACAUAGGCGUACAGAGGCCCAUUAUCAGCAACCAUCAGUCCUGUGUUCCUCUCCUCCUUGCAGGUACGACCCAGAGACCAACACCUGGAGUAACGACGUGGCCCCCCUGAGCAGCCCCCGCAGCGGAGUGUGUCUGGUGGAGAUGGAGGGAUAUCUGUACGCCCUCGGUGGAUACGACGGCAUGGUCUGCACCAACACUGUUGAGAGGUAAGGCCAUGUUCUCAUCAGUGGUUGCAUUGUGGUUGAGAUAGAUAAAUCAUGACAAAGGUCCAUCUAAGGUCCAUCUAACCGGAAGCAUCUAAAGAGCAUUUAGACGCUUCCGGUUUUCUGUGAAUUACCUGAAUACUGAAGGUGACAGCAAGAUAACCAAGUUUGACCUGUUGACCUUUGAUAGGCUUUUUGACAGGUGGCACUUAGCCUAGUGAUUAGAAUGUUAGGCCAGUAACCGAAAUGUCGCUAGUUCGAAUCCCCGAGCCGACAAACUGAAAAAAAUAUAUCAACGUGUCCUUGAGAAAGGCACUUAACCCUAAUUGCUCCAGGGUCGCCGUUGAUAAUGGCUGACCCUGGCCGUGACCCCACUCUCCAAGGGUGUCUCAGGGGGAGUUGGGAUAUGCAAAAACACAUUUCCAAUUCACACUGUGUGAAACAGGUCAAAUAUAACCACCCACCUAAUUAUUGUUAUUACAUGUCAUGAUGGACAGAGGAAAGAGAGAAUUGAAUGAAUAUUCAGACAUAGUUUCGGUAUCUCUGUUUAACUAGUGAUCUUAUGAAGGAAGAUAGGGAAAACACAUUUGAUUAAAUCUUAGUUUUGUUCUGGAAACAGAUGUUUGUAUAUUCUUCGUAUUCCACCAGAUAUAAUCCCAUAAUGAACAGCUGGAUAAAGCGGGCCCCGAUGCUGAGUCGGCGUUCUGUGGCAACGGCUGCUGUGAUGGAUGGUCAGCUAUACGUGAUUGGAGGCAACGAUGGAGACACACCCAUGAACACAGGUCUGAAUAACACAUUAAGCUAACAGAGAGGCUUACCAUACUCAAUGUACCACAUCAGAGGUGGCACCUCAGGCUCCAGAGUGGUGUGGCCGUAGUUCUUCCUGAUCUGGUGACCUAACCAGGUAAAACUCUGGACCUGAUAUGGUAUAUACGUGAUUAAUCUGUUGUAAAAAGGUUUAAUAUGGGCUAUGAUUAGACCGGAGUUUUUUUAAUCAGGUCACAUGGUUUAAAAAAACUCCUGAAAAACUCCUGGUCUUGGGGAGGAUGAAUGCCCUGUCAAACUGCAGCAAUCAUGUACUUGUUCAUAUGAAUUAUAUUUUAAAGAAGGAAUAGGGGGGUUUCCUAUACACAGACACAGAGAAAGCAACAUGAUCAUUGGACAAUAAAACGCACAAGGCUGAGCUUGCUUUAUGCAGGUCUGCAUCGUGUAGUCCUGCCCUAUGCAACUGCAGGCCUAAUAAAACAUUAACUCACAGUCUAUGUCAGCUACUGUGUUUAUUGAUUAAUAAUUCCAGUUAAUAAUAUCAGAUUGAAAAAGUCUAGGUAGUGUCAAAGUUGCGUCAAUUCAAAUCUGGCAUUAGGAACAAAAGAGGUCAACACGACUUCUAAAAUAUACUAGUUAUUUUAAUUAAUGCAAAAACCUUCAAUGGUAAAUAUGAUGUUUCGUAUAUACGGGCUCUCUGAAAUACCUCGCAGGGCACCCCAGAGAACUAAUCCAUUGUUCUAGAUUGUUGCUCAAAUACUCUGACAGAGAGAGAGUUUCCCACCUCUCUGUUGGCCAAUCAGAGCAAAGACUUGAGCGUGGUUUAGACUUACUCAGCCUAUCCGUUGAUGCACCCCUCUUGCCAGGCAUAAGUCCAUAUCAUAACAACCUGUCAUAGUGAGAAGAGCCAGCUCCCUUAGACACCAUUCCUACGUCCAAGGAAGGUUCACAGAUCACAAAGAACCAGUAUAUUCCAGUAUCUGGAGACACAAAUCCCUAUCUCACUUUACCCUAAAACAGCUCUUCACAUCAAUCACAGCUUGCCAGGUGUCACAACCUACAUUAGCCCAGUCAAGAAUGCAUUCUUUCUAAGUUAGUCAUCCCAUCAAUUAUAAAAAUAAUAAAUCUCUCACACUAGUCAGGCCAAGUUUGAAAAUAAACCAAAUUUGAUCCCAUUCAUAUUUUCUCACAAACAAAUGGGCUAUAAAUACACAACGUUACCCCUUCGUUUACCCUGACCAGAGGGACAGGGCGCAUAGCCGGGCUAGACUAUGCAGCUGCUGUUGUCAGUAGCCUGCAGUCAACCAGACUGAAAAAUAGUAUUGUUUCCAUGCAACACAGCAUGUCAGAUGGCUAGUGUUUAGGUGUUUAGGCUGCUACAUUUAUGUAAGAGUUUUUGCUUGUGUCUGUCGGGAGUGAUGUGUUACCAGGCUUGCUAAAUAAAUACCGGAGGAAAGUGGAGAGCAUGCCUUGAGCUUUGUGCAUUGUGCGCAUCCUGCGAUUUCCGUGAAUCUGAUUGGUUAAGACACACAAAGAGCCUGCAGGGCAUUCAGAUGUGGAGAGAGAAAUUGUACUCGAGUUGACACAUCAUGAGGUAAAUCAGCACUUUGCCCCUCUUUUUAACGCUUUCCUUCAAUAUAUUUUAUUAAACUAAAUCAAAAGUGCUGUGGCAAAUGCCGCCUCGCCACACGUUUUCCGGCUGCCCUGUACCGCAUUAGGACAGAAUCUAUGGUUCAUCUGUGUCUGUGCUCCAGAGCUCUAUGGAAAUCUGAUCUCUGGCCAUCUUGUGGUCCUCUGUAGCUCAAUUGGUAGAGCAUGGCGCUUGUAACGCCAGGGUAGUGGGUUUGAUCGCCAGGACCACCCAUACGUAAAAAUGUAUGCACGCAUGACUGUAAGUCGCUUUGGAUAAAAGCGUCUGCUAAAUGGCAUAUUAUUAUUAUAUUAUCUUGCCAUUAAACCCCUACAACUCAUCCAGAAUGCCGCAGCCCGUCUGGUGUUCAACCUUCCCAAGUUCUCUCACGUCACUCCGCUCCUCCGCACACUCCACUGGCUUCCAGUUGAAGCUCGCAUCUGCUACAAGACCAUGGUGCUUGCCUACGGAGCUGUGAGGGGAACGGCACCUCCGUACCUUCAGGCUCUGAUCAGUCCCUACACCCAAACGAGGGCAUUGCGUUCAUCCACCUCUGGCCUGCUGGCCCCCCUACCUCUGCGGAAGCACAGUUCCCGCUCAGCCCAGUCAAAACUGUUCGCUGCUCUGGCACCCCAAUGGUGGAACAAGCUCCCUCACGACGCCAGGACAGCGGAGUCACUCACCACCUUCCGGAGACACUUGAAACCCCACCUCUUUAAGGAAUACCUGGGAUAGGAUAAAGUAAUCCUUCUACCCCCCCUUACCCCCCCCCCCCCCCCAAAAAAAAAAAGAAAGAAAAAAAAAAAAACAUAUUGUAAAGUGGUUAUCCCACUGGCUAUAAGGUGAAUGCACCAAUUUGUAAGUCGCUCUGGAUAAGAGCGUCUGCUAAAUGACGUAAAUGUAAAUGUUAUAGGGAGGCCCAGAGUUUGUCCUGGUGAGGUCAUGUGGUCAGAAAAACUCCUGAUCCUACUUCCAGUAUAAGGCCUAUACAUUCUGAGGUUGUAGACGUUUCUUUGUAUUUUUUGCUAUCCAGAGGAAUUCAUUGACUUUGACACCAACUCUUCAAAAUGUUGCAUAGUUUUGGUCAUGCAUAACAAUGAUGUGACCUUUUUGUCUGGUACCAACACACACACACACAGUACACACACACACACACACAGUACACACACACACAGUACACACACUCCAGGGGCUUGGGCCCCUGGAAUCAGCCAAUGCUAAACUCGGGAGGGUUAUGAUGUGCUGCCAGUUGUCAGUGCAUAUUUCCGUCUGUAAGAAGAGAAAGUCAGGAAAAUUUCCCAUAACCUUUUCAGCGUUUGUAAAACCCAGUCACUAGGGGUUUUGCUAGAAAUAACACAGGAAUAUGACAGCAUAGUUUACAGUAACCAGUAAGAAUCCAGUAAGAACCCAGUAACCUGUUUGUAAAUCUAUUUCAGUGAGAUUUAGCCCACUACCCAGAAUCAGAUGAAGAAAACAACAAUAAUAUGAUUGGUGCCAUCACUGUUUCAUGAUCUAUCUGUUUCAUGGUCUAUCUGUUUCAUGGUCUAUCUGUUUCAUGGUCUAUCUGUUUCGUGGUCUAUCUGUUUCGUGGUCUAUCUGUUUCAUGGUCUAUCUGUUUCAUGGUCUAUCUGUUUCAUGGUCUAUCUGUUUCAUGGUCUAUCUGUUUCGUGGUCUAUCUUUUUCGUGGUCUAUCUGUUUCGUGGUCUAUCUGUUUCAUGGUCUAUCUGUUUCGUGGUCUAUCUGUUUCGUGGUCUAUCUGUUUCGUGGACCUUCUGUUUCGUAAUCUGUCUGUCUCAUGCGUUUCCCCCGUCAAACGCAUGAGAUGCAUGAGAAACAACGCAAGUUAUUGGUCACGCACACCCUUUCUGGCCACCCUAUUGGUCAGAUCACUUCCAACAUCAACAUCAACCAAAUCUCAAGAGACUGACAUAAUUGGCUGUUGGCACACAGCCUUUCGAAGAGCCAGUAAUGCCACUCCAGUCAGAUUUGGUUACUGAUAAUGUUGGUCUGCAUGUGGGAAGUUGCCCAUUGUUUAUUAUGAUACCAUCUUGUGGAGUCAACCUUUCACAUUAGCUCUUGUAGCUCAAUGUCACUCCUCUCCUGUCCACCUCUUUCAGAUGUCUCUGAUUGUGUUCAACGGGUCGUUGUUGGCUGUGGGAGGCUCUGAUGGCAUCACCAAUCUGAAAACAAUAGAAUUCUACAACCAUGAGUCAAACACAUGGAGGUAUGUCACAUUCGAUGUGGGAUGGGGAAAUGUGGGAUAGGCUGUGCACAACCAAUAUGAUCAAAGAUGAUGCUUUACUUUGAAAAAUGUAGAAGAUAAAGACUGUAACUACGGUCCAUAUUAUAGUUGUGCACUGGAACUGCCUUGUAAGAAUGUGGUGUUUGCAUAGUCUACUCUCACAAUCUCUUCUUAGGCUUAUCGUCAGCCAAGUUCUUAUGAAAGAGAAUCUCAUGUAUUUUUAUGUAUUUAGUCCAAUAAUAUUUAUUUGGGUAUUAGUUUCAGAGAAUAAUAUGUUAUUCUCCAUGAUCUGUUUGCAGACACUUUGGAAGCAUGAAGACCAAGCAUCCGGGAGGCCACGUUGCCAUGUUGAAGACCAAACAUGGUUACAGCCUGUAA